Messenger RNA from Drosophila ananassae, 835 nucleotides. RefSeq names its product cuticle protein 6 (gene Cpr72Eb). The record is from RefSeq and is a predicted model, not a curated record. The coding region runs from base 94 to 750 and encodes 218 amino acids. NCBI's taxonomy places the organism in Eukaryota, Metazoa, Arthropoda, Insecta, Diptera, Drosophilidae. Gene Ontology annotation, cellular component: chitin-based extracellular matrix. Gene Ontology annotation, molecular function: structural constituent of chitin-based larval cuticle. The transcript has a single exon.
ACAGAGUUCUCUAGAGCGAGUACUAGUCCACGACACUAGCAGCGCCUUACGAAAUUUCCACAAAAACUGAUACCCUAUCGAAGUUAACUUAAGAUGCAGCACCUUAAUCUUGGCCUGAUUUUAACCAGCAUCGUCUUGGCUGCCGGAUCACCGAUUUUGGAGUACGGAGCACCACCGAGCGGGGAUACCAUCGGUCAGUACCACACCCAGGAUGAGCAUGGCCAGUAUGCCUACGGGUAUAUGGCUCCGUUGUACUCCAAGCACGAGACUCGCACUCUGGAUGGUGUGGUCCAUGGAACCUUCUCCUAUUUGGAUGCCCAUGGUGAAACCCAGACGGUAGACUAUGUGGCCGAUGCCAAUGGUUUCCGUGUAACCUCCAAGCUGCCCAACCAGGAGGCCAACAAGGAAACUCCGGAGGUAGCUGCCCUCAGGGCCGAACAUCUGGAGGCUCAUAAGCAGGCCAAGUUGAGGUUGGCCGGUGGCUCCUCCUUCGCUCCUGAACCCGUCCAGGACACACCCGAAGUUGCCGCCGCCAAGGUUGCCUUCUUCAAGCGCUUCGAAGCCGAGAAGCUGCGAAACCAACUACUUGGGGAGAAGAUCCAGGUGCUGGCAGCUCCUCCAGCUCCAUCACCGCUUGCCGUUCGCUCCCAGCCGAUUUAUGUUUAUCAACCAGCCAGUGGAUAUGUCUACAACAUCCAUUCCAAGAGUUCUGCUCAGGCUCCCUCAAGGAACUAUCUACCAGUCCUUUAAAUUUGUGUUUUUUGAUGUUUUCACGAAAAUUAUGUUAAUUGUUGAGCAAUAAAUUGUGAAAUUUGGUUUAAUUUCAAAGCUUAAA